ACAACGUACGUUAUAGCUAACUUAACCACUGAAGAGCACUCUCAUGUGAAUAUAGCCCUUCAAAUCUUCUGCCUUAUAAAGAAUUCUGUUGCUGACACUAAUUAAAGAAAAAAAAAAAAAGUGGCCUUUUAGGCUACAAUUUCAAUCGCAAGAUCAUGGUAUUUGAAAUAUCUGCCUUCGCUGGAUCAACGGAGGGCUCAUGUUAAGGUUUGAUGAUUCCCAAGGAGGAUUUUCCCGAGACUUCUGAUUGAAUUGCGGAGAAAUAUCUUCAGGGAUAUCAUAGCAGAUUUCAAAGUGCCGAGGAAUUUAUGAUGUCUGUAAUGUUUGCCAAUGACACAGGGCCGAAUUCAAGUAUUCCUGGCGUGUCUAAUGAAUGUACUUUUCAGCCAGCAACACGGUCACUCAAAAUCGGCUUAACAAUUGCUUACGUCAUCAUUUUCGUAAUUGGUUUCUUUGGCAACGCAAUGAUCAUCUUCCUGGUCAACCACUAUCCCGAUUUAAAGACAAACUUUAAUAUACUAAUCGUUAACAUGGCGGCCUCCGAUAUCCUUGACGUCAUUACGGCCAUCCCCCUAUCCCUUGCGUACUUGUAUGAAAGCGUGAGGUGGUUUCCAGGCGGAUUCGGUGUUUUUCUUUGCAAGUGUCUGCCAUUUCUUGCCUAUAUUUCCAUUGGAUCGUCUGUCCUGACGUUGACAAUCAUGACUUUUGACCGCUACCACGCAGUCGUACGCACAAUGAGGAGACCCAUGUCUUUAAAAUUCACAGUGGCGGCAAUCGUUACAACAUGGGUCAUUCCCGGGGCGGUGUUUGCAAGUGAACUUUACAAGUACAAGCUCUAUCAUGAAUCAGGCCAAGUCAUAUGCGCCCCGAGAUGGGUGGACAAUCUUUCAGCGUCUCAUGAAAUAACGAAGUACGAGAUGAUUGUCCGGUUUGUCUUGUUUUACCUGAUUCCUCUAUUAGUCAUGAUCGUUUUCUAUUCAAAGAUUGUGCUGCGAAUGUGGAAAAGAAAGGCUCCCGGUGAACAUAUUGAUAAAAUUCGUCAGCGAGUCGAAAAGCAAAAUCGUAAAGUCAUCAUAAUGCUCAUCACCGUUGUGAUCAUAUUUGCCCUUUGUUGGCUUCCAGUGCAGGUCACUCACUUUCUUCUGACGUUCAACCAGAACAUCUGUCUUAGCACGUGCUUAACAUUAACCUUCUUUGUUGUCUCACAUACCUAUCCAGCGAUCAACCCAUGCUUGUAUCUUAUAUUCAACGAGAACUUCCGUGGAGCGUUUAGACACCAGCUGCAUAAAAGUCAUAGAUCUAAACGUCUUUCUGUUACCGUGAGUAAUGGCACGCACAAAAGUGGCUCACAAGCUGUCGGCGCCACUGAAUGUCACAGAUUAUUGGCACUGGACAAAUAUAAAGCAAGGGAAAGUGUGGUUUGAAAUCAAUAUUUCAUGAAAUCAAAGGGCACCCGUGUAAAGUAUCUUUAGUUAAUAAACUAAUCAAUUUUACAA
Stylophora pistillata is the source of this 1496-nucleotide messenger RNA. Its product is annotated as allatostatin-A receptor. Gene Ontology annotation, molecular function: G protein-coupled peptide receptor activity. Gene Ontology annotation, cellular component: plasma membrane. The record is from RefSeq and is a predicted model, not a curated record. NCBI's taxonomy places the organism in Eukaryota, Metazoa, Cnidaria, Anthozoa, Scleractinia, Pocilloporidae. Gene Ontology annotation, biological process: G protein-coupled receptor signaling pathway.